AUGUCGGGGGACGACGACGGCCCUGGCGGGUCUCACUACGUGGCAGAGUUCGUGCCUCCGCCCGAAUGCCCCGUCUUCGAGCCCAGCUGGGAGGAGUUCAGCGACCCCCUCGGCUUCAUCGGCCGCAUCCGGCCCUUGGCCGAGAAAACGGGCAUCUGCAAGAUCAGGCCUCCCAAGCUCCCUUUCAUAUCUACGCAAGAAUUUCUUCAUUUCCUGAAUCUCAGCGAUUCUAAAUCUUUUAUCCUUAUAAUAGAAGGAGAUCCCUUCUGGGAACUCCCAUCUAUAUUGUAUAAAACACUGUGCCACAAACCAGCAGAAAAGGGAGAAAAACCAGAAAAUGAGGAUAGAUACAAUAAAGAUGAGCAAACACUCUUAUUACAGGUUGAAGCUCUUCAAGCUCAGCUGGAGGAACAGGCCAAGCUGUCCAAGGAACAGACUGAAGCAUUGCUGGAGGACAGACGGAUCCGAAUAGAAGAGUCUCUGGUCCAGCAUCAGAGGGACCAGGAGAAGAUCAAAGAGCUUACUCAGAAUUACCACAAAGUUCAGAACCUGCUGCACGAGAGCACCAGAGAUUUUCUCCAGAUGAAGUUUGACGCACGGGCAAAUGAGAAAUCCUGGAUGGCAGAGAAGGACAUGCUGCUGAGGAAGCUGGACAAAAGAAAAGGAGCACCCAAGUGGAGCAGGAUCCGGCGGGACAGCGGCCGAGGUCGGGAGGACAUCAAGAGAAGGCAGGACGGCGGCCGAGUGUCGGAGGACAUCAAUAGAAGCCAAGACAGCGGCCGGCGAGACAGUGGCCAAGGUUCAGGAGACAUCAGGAGAAGGCAGGACAGUGGCCAGCAAGGCAUCAGCCCUGGGCGGUGGGACAGCAGCCCGGAGCAGUGGGACAGCAGCCCCGAACAGUGGGAAAGCAGCCCAGAGCGGUGGGACAGCAGCCCGUACCGGUAUUCUAUUGGCAGAGUUUCUCCUGGCAGGAGGAAAAUGCAAGACAGAGGUGCCAAGCACGUUUCACGAGCAGAGCAUGAAUGCCGUAAACGGUACUGUGCAGAGAUUAAGAGGCUACAGGAGCGAUUAACACAGGAACAGCGGCUAUCAAACAUGUUCCGAGAGCAGUGCGUUUCCCUGGAAGAGCAGCUGGCUAAGAUUCGAGAGGAAGGAGAUGUAGGACGAGAGAUCUUCAAGGAACGCUCAGAAAAGAUGGGGAAGCGCCUGCAGCUGAUGACCCAGCGCUAUGAGGCCUUGGAGAAGCGGCGUUGCAUGGAGGUGGAAGGCUUUAAGACAGACAUCAAACAACUUCGGCAAAGUCUGAAGGAGGUAGAGCGACUGCUUUUCAAGGUGACGGCAACUGCGGGGCCAGAGCAAGACCUUGCAAUUCUGCAGGAAGUUCGCCAGGGGAAUAGGAGAACUAAAAAAAUUCAAGGGGAAUUGAAAAAUUUAAAGUCAAAGAUCUAUGGGCUAGAAAAUGAGCUCAGAGCCUGCUAAUAAGAGACACGCCGGCCAACACCAGUGGCAUAUAGAUAAAGGCCAUUGUUGCAACAGCUUUCUCGUAUCUUUAUUUUGUGACACCACGUGGAGCUUACUGUGGCUCUAGGAUGUAACUUUAUACUCCAGGACUUAAGGAACCCAUUAAACCUAAUGUGAGGUUUGGAAGGAAACUCUCUUACUUUAUUUUUAUUUUUAUUUUUUUACAUGGGUUUAGAAUUGGCUUCCUGCUUUUCUCAAUGUCAGUUUAUGCACAGAUUGAGCUGGAGUCAUUGGCUAACUUUUACGUUGCUCUUGCAGCUUGCAGGAAUGUUUUUAUCUGUUCUAAGAAUGAUGCAAUAUUCAGGCAUCUCCAGAAACCAGCUCAAGUAGAUCUCAUACUAUGUGUGUCAGUGGUUAUUAAAAAGAGGGAAGUGACUUCCCUAUGUCCCUCAGAAAUUACUCUGUAAUGGGUGGGUGACAGUUUGUAUGAAGAGAAGCCCUUGGUUACAUCCACACUUGUGGGCAGUAUUCAGCUAAAUAGUUGCGCAAGCAGAACACCUUUUACUCACACAGCGGAACUCCACACACUUCCCGCGUAUGUGCGUGCCCUACACAAUCUCCAGAUCUGCUCUGUUGUGUUGCAGGGCAGGAAGAAAAUUAAGAACCCCAAAGAAUUUGCUUCCAAAGAAAUGCGACUCGAAUCGGGUUGUACAAGUGCUGCUUCAGUUGUGGGUCUCGCUUAGUAUUUUCUUACAGAAUAUCUUCUGCUGCAAGAUACACACUUGAAGUGUUGUGAGGCAGCAUCAUUUGUCCCCUGCUAUAGCAUUAAACUUGACAUUAAUUUAACAUUUCUCUUGGUAUUUGUCACCAAGGCUUCCAUUUCCUACGACCUCUGCACGCCGAAAUGCAAGUCUUAAUGCAAGCAAUUGCUUGCCUUUGACCAAUAUCUCACACUUGGUUUCCAUACUUUUUCCUAGAGGGAAGUGCUUUCCAUGCAGGAAAUAUAUAACCUUCCAAGUGAUCCUAUCUGAAGUCUUAUCCCUUUUGAGGUUUCUGGUCUCCAUUCUCUUGUGGCUUUGUGUGGGUGCUCAAAACAGCCAUAUCACAGUGCUGCUAAUGUGUAAACGCUAACAUGCACCUCCAGACAGAAUUCACAACAAAAAUCACUGCAGCUGGAAAGUCUGUUUGCGCCUCGUUGCUUUCUUUAAAGAAAGCCAGCAGUUAUAGUAAGCAAGUAGCUGAGAAUGCAAAACAGCAGGCAGGCAGAUGGAUUUUGGUUUUUUUCCCCUUAGAAAUCUGACACGGUGAGCAAGAGUAAUGUAGAUGAGACUGUUUGCACUGCAAAUAUUAAAUGUGAUGUGUUAGGUGCUCUUUGCCUGCACCGGUAACAUAAUAACAUCAAAACUAUAUUCUCGUCUGGCUUGAACUGGAUUGUAAUGAUUUGGACAUGCUUACACACAACACCUUGAGGAUCUCUGAAGAGCAACAUGCUGUACAGUAACUGAACAUGCCUUAGCCGUGUCUCUUUGUAUUUUGUACCUUCUGUGCUAUACCUGUCGAUUUCUUCAAAUUUUAUAAUAAAAUUAGAGUUGAAACAGU
Podarcis muralis (Common wall lizard) is the source of this 3060-nucleotide messenger RNA. The record is from RefSeq and is a predicted model, not a curated record. NCBI's taxonomy places the organism in Eukaryota, Metazoa, Chordata, Lepidosauria, Squamata, Lacertidae.